CCAAGAAAUGACGCCGGAUCUCCCAUGACCCCACCAUUCUCGAGUAGAUCUUGAGCAUUGUGCCACAGUCAUUACUGCUAUCGCGACUUCCCCUCAUUCGCGCAACCUUCAAAAUCAGAGUACAAAUUUCAUCCUGCAAUGGCGGACCCAUUGCCAGCACUCGAACCCGAAACCCUCGAAGCGCUUCAGUCCCGACACCGCAAAGAACAACGCGAUCUUGUCUCACGUACAACACAAAAGAAAAAACAAGCCAGUAAAAAAACGCGAAAGGGGGUCAACGAAGAAUGCGAACGAUUAGAGAGGGAGUUAAAAGAGCGACAUGAGUAUGAGCUUGCCAUUCUGAAUGGAGAUGCUGUACAAGAGGAAAAUAACGACAACGAACCACCUUCAGAAGAUGAGACACAGGACGUUCAGGAGGAUAUAGAAAAACUUACAAUUAAUGGAAAGAGUGCUGAGAGCAAGGAAAACGGUACCACGGAAAACACUGCUGGGCCUAAAGCAAAGAAGCCCAAUCGCGCCAAAGCCCGCCUUGCUCGUCGGGCCGCUGAACAAGCUUCCAUGAUUGCCGAUGCCGAGCGCGAAGCUGCGAAUGCACCAAACCCACGGGAACUCGAGAGAGAACGCAUGGCGACGCAACUGGACAAACACAGCCUUGCGCUUCAUGAGAUACGGGCGGAUGGACAUUGCUUAUAUGCUGCUGUGGCAGACCAGUUGCAGACAAGAGAGCUGGGAUUGCAGCCGAGAAUAGCUAUCACAACGAUUGGAAAAGAUGAAAAGGGUGAAAUCGACAAAAUAGAAAGUUACAAGGUCGUCCGACAUGCAGCGGCAGACUGGAUACAAGGUCACGCCGAUGACUUCGCAGGGUUCAUGGAAGAUCCACUGCCUGAGCACGUUCGCAAGAUUAGAGAAACUGGUGAAUGGGGUGGCCACCUGGAGCUUCUUGCGUUGGCUAGGUCAUAUGGAUUAAGGAUUUGUGUGCUGCACAGCGAUGGAAGAGUGGACAAGAUCGAAGCUGACGACGAUGUUACAGAAAAGAAGGAGAUUUGGUUGGGUUACUAUAAACACAGCCAUGGAUUGGGAGAACACUACAACUCACUGCGCGUGGCUGGUUGAACAACAUCUAGCAGGACCAGUA
Messenger RNA from Bipolaris sorokiniana ND90Pr, 1135 nucleotides. RefSeq lists its product as uncharacterized. The transcript has a single exon. NCBI's taxonomy places the organism in Eukaryota, Fungi, Ascomycota, Dothideomycetes, Pleosporales, Pleosporaceae. Gene Ontology annotation, molecular function: cysteine-type deubiquitinase activity. Bases 139 to 1113 code for a protein of 324 amino acids. Gene Ontology annotation, biological process: protein deubiquitination. The record is from RefSeq and is a predicted model, not a curated record.